GAUUGCCAGAGCUGACGGCGAAUUGCUGGCACUUGCUGAAUUGAAUGUUUUGACAUUUUCACAUUACGUAAAAGGGAAUAUUUUGCUUUUUGCCCAGCAAAAUGUCAGAAGACUUGGAGGCACCCACCAGGCCCUUGAAGUCGUUCAAUCAGCGCUUCUGGGCUUAUCCAGAUGGUCAGGAUGCGGCGGGAAAGAUGAUGGUGGCAAAUACAUAUGCCAUGAUCGGCGGUCUCAUCAUUUCCACUUACGACGUGGUGAUGCUGUCGAAGCCUCAGGGAAUCGGGAAUAUCAUGGUCAGGUACGGCUACAACACCAUCCCUAUCAUGGGCAUGGCAUCCGCUUUCACGAUGGGCACAUACACCGCCACGAAGCUGCGCGGAAAGGACGAUCCAUACAAUUACGCUAUCGGCGGAGCGCUGGCCGGCGGAGUCUUCGGAGCGUGGAGGAAGUGCGCCGUGACAGGAAACUGUAUGGCGAUUGCCCUUGCUAUUGCUGCUGUAGUCAAGAAAUUGUCCCUGAUGGAAGGAUGGACAUUCUUUCCACCGCCUCAGAAGUUCGGCUAUCAGAACCUGUUCAUGGGCAGACACGACAGGACCCUGAUGAAGGACACGGAGAAGGGUUGGACGACGGGAAGGGAAUAGUGGAAAUCUAGUGAGUACACAAAAUUCUCCUGCGUCCUCGAUAGACACUCACGAUAUGUAAAUUAAAUGAGAAAAGAGUAA
Molecule: messenger RNA, 722 nt
Organism: Phlebotomus argentipes
Lineage: Eukaryota; Metazoa; Arthropoda; Insecta; Diptera; Psychodidae
Gene: ND-B14.7
Product: NADH dehydrogenase [ubiquinone] 1 alpha subcomplex subunit 11
Exons: 2
Coding region: 102-641 (179 amino acids)
Biological process (GO): mitochondrial respiratory chain complex I assembly
Source: RefSeq, a predicted model, not a curated record